Messenger RNA from Capronia epimyces CBS 606.96, 1269 nucleotides. Its product is annotated as formamidopyrimidine-DNA glycosylase. Gene Ontology annotation, biological process: base-excision repair. Bases 1 to 1269 code for a protein of 422 amino acids. The record is from RefSeq and is a predicted model, not a curated record. The transcript has a single exon. Gene Ontology annotation, cellular component: nucleus. NCBI's taxonomy places the organism in Eukaryota, Fungi, Ascomycota, Eurotiomycetes, Chaetothyriales, Herpotrichiellaceae. Gene Ontology annotation, molecular function: damaged DNA binding; DNA N-glycosylase activity; zinc ion binding.
AUGCCUGAGAUCGCCGAAGUCGCGCGGACAGUGCACUACAUUCGCAAACUUCUCGUCGGCAAAACACUGGGCAAAGUCGUGGCUACGGAUGACAACAUUGUCUAUGGUAAAGCAGGCACCUCGGCAGACGAGUUCCAAAAGCAUAUGACUGGUAAGAAAGUGGUCGAUGCAGGCCAACAAGGAAAAUACUUCUGGAUCAUAAUGUCCAGCCCACCUCACCCAGUCAUGCACUUCGGGAUGUCCGGAUGGUUGAAGUUCAAGUCUGAACACACAUACUACUACCGACCCAAAGAAGGCGAAGAGAACGAACCCUGGCCGCCAAAGUUCGUCAAAUUCAUGCUUGAGACGAAGCCGGAGAAUGGGGAAGAAGUUGUUGAAGCUGCGUUUGUGGAUAUGAGACGGUUGGGAAGAGUCAGACUGGUGGACUGCCCGGCCGCAGAGAUCCGAAACGUCUCGCCCUUGAAAGAAAACGGGCCAGAUCCAGUCGUCGACAAAGACAUUGUCACCGUCGAGUGGUUGAAGAAAAAGUGCAGGGCGAAAAAAGUCCCCAUCAAGGCCAUGCUGCUGGAUCAGGCCAACAUCAGUGGGAUCGGAAAUUGGGUCGGCGACGAGGUCAUGUACAAUGCAAAGAUCCACCCUGGACAGUACGCCAAUACAUUGACGGACGAACAAAUCACCCAGCUGCACAAAUCCAUUCACUAUAUCUGCAGCACCGCGGUUGAACUGUUGGGCGAUUCCGAAAAGUUCCCCGACGACUGGCUGUUCAGGCACCGGUGGGGCAAGGGAAAGAAGAACAACUCCAACACGAUGCCCAACGGCGAGAAGAUCGAGUUUCUUACCAUCGGUGGACGCACCAGUGCUGUUGUGCCCUCGAUCCAGAAGAAAACCGGGCCUGUGGUGAAAGAAAUGAGCGAGGCGGAGGUGAUUGAUGAUGCUGGCGAACAGCCAAAGAAAUCGAAGGGCAAGAAACGGAAAGCCGCCGCUGCGGAAAUCGAGAGUGAGGAGGAAGUGAUGCCAAAGAAGACUACCGCCAGAGGCAGGAAGUCACUUGGGGAGGACGGGCCGAAGGAAGAGGUCAAGACAGAACCAGAUGUGGACACGAAACCCAUUAGACCCAGCAAACCUACAAAAGUAGGCAAGAAACAGCAAGAGAAGUCACCUGGCACAGAGAAGAAAGCCACCGCCACCGGUCGCAAAAAGGCAACAUCACCUGCUCCAGUGACAAAUGGUACAGGGAAAAGGCGAUCAGAUCGCUUCGGAAAAUCUUGA